UCUAGCUGGCGGCGCUCCUGAAUCCGGGAGCCGCGGCGGGUGUGCGCGCCAUGGAGCAUGUGACGGAGGGGUCCUGGGAGACGUUGCCGGUGCCGCUGCACCCGCGGGUGCUGGGCGUGCUGCGGGACCUAGGUUUCCCGUACAUGACACCGGUGCAGUCCGCAGCCAUCCCUCUGUUCCUGAAAAACAAAGACGUCGCUGCAGAAGCGGUCACCGGGAGUGGGAAGACACUCGCUUUUGUCAUCCCCAUCCUGGAAAUUCUCCUGAGACGAGAAGAGAAGUUAAAAAAGAGUCAGGUUGGAGCCAUAAUCAUCACACCCACUCGAGAGCUGGCUAUUCAAAUAGAUGAGGUCCUGUCGCAUUUCACGAGGCCCUUCCCACAGUUCAGCCAGAUUCUCUGGAUCGGAGGCAGGAAUCCUGGAGAAGACGUUGCGAGGUUUAAGCAGCAGGGUGGGAACAUCGUGGUGGCGACUCCAGGCCGCUUGGAGGACAUGUUCCGGAGGAAGGCUGAGGGCUUGGACCUGGCCAGCUGCGUGAAGUCCCUGGACGUCCUGGUGUUGGAUGAAGCAGACAGACUUCUGGACAUGGGGUUCGAGGCAAGCAUUAACACCAUCCUGGAGUUUUUGCCGAAGCAAAGAAGAACGGGCCUUUUCUCCGCCACUCAGACGCAGGAAGUGGAGAGCCUGGUGAGGGCUGGCCUCCGGAACCCCGUGCGGGUCUCGGUGCGGGAGAAGGGCGUGGCGGCCAGCAGCACCCAGAAGACCCCCUCCCGCCUGGAGAACUACUACAUGGUGUGUAAGGCGGAUGAGAAGUUUAAUCAGCUGGUACAUUUUCUUCGCAAUCGGAAGCAGGAAAAGCACCUGGUCUUCUUCAGCACCUGCGCCUGCGUGGAGUACUACGGAAAGGCCCUGGAGGCGCUGGUGAAGGGCACGGAGGUCAUGUGCAUCCACGGGAAGAUGAAGUACAAGCGGGACAAGAUCUUCACGGGCUUCCGCGGGUUGCAGAGCGGGAUUUUAGUGUGCACUGACGUGAUGGCCCGAGGAAUAGACAUUCCCGAAGUCGACUGGGUUUCGCAGUACGACCCUCCCAGCAACGCAAGUUCAGGGCCCGUAAGUGGCAGAGCUGGGACUGAGCUGCGGGGUCUGGCAGCUGCAGGCCCACGCCCUGCCUGGCGUCGUCACGUGACCGUGCUCCCAUCCUGUGUUCGCAGCGCCUUCGUGCACCGCUGUGGUCGCACGGCCCGCAUCGGCCACGGCGGCAGUGCGCUGGUGUUCCUCCUCCCCAUGGAAGAGUCCUACGUCAAUUUCCUUGCAAUUAACCAGAAAUGCCCCCUGCAGGAGAUGAGCCUCCAGAAGAGCACCGCGGACGUCCUUCCGAGGCUCAGGGCCAUGGCCCUGGCCGACAGAGCCGUGUUUGAGAAGGGCAUGCGAGCUUUUGUGUCGCAUGUCCAGGCUUACGCGAAGCACGAGUGCAGCCUCAUCUUCAGGUUAAAGGAUCUCGAUUUUGCUGCUCUUGCUCGGGGUUUCGCCCUGCUCAGGAUGCCCAAGAUGCCAGAACUGAGAGGAAAGCAGUUUGCAGAUUUUGUGCCCGUGGACAUUAACACAGACACCAUCCCAUUUAAAGAUAAAAUGAGAGAGAAGCAGAGGCAGAAACUCCUGGAGCAACAACGAAAAGAGAAAACAGAAAAUGAAGGGAGAAGAAAAUUCAUAAAAAAUAAAGCUUGGUCAAAGCAGAAAGCCAAAAAGAAAAAGAAGAAAAAAAUGAAUGACAAAAGGAAAAGAGAAGAGGGUUCUGACAUUGAAGAUGAGGACAUGGAGGAACUUCUUAAUGAUACAAGGCUCUUGAAAAAGUUUAAAAAAGGCAAAAUCACUGAAGAAGAAUUUGAGAAGGGAUUGUUAACAAGUGGCAAAAAGUUAGUCAAGGCAGCAGAUUCCAGAAUCGCAGAUUUGUAGGAUGACUGCUGAUCCCUGGACCUGAGGCGAGACGCACGUGUGUGCCCCGCACGCGGCAGGCGGCUCACGUUGGCCUUCGCUGCACGUCAGAACGUCGGCAGACACGCAGGAAGCGUCUCAUCUCUGCAAGCUGUCGUUUCAGACGGGGGAGAGAUGAGGGAGGAUUCGCACUCUUGACUAUUACUAGAAACUUGCCAGCCUCGAGGAGGUCACGCGAGUGUAAAUAACAGAUGUCGAUAUUUAUUUCACGUGUCAUCUACAUAAAGAGCUCGUUUUCUGGGGCGAAUUUACACUUAUUUUUUAACACGCAGAUACUGAAGUAGACUCGAUUGUAGGCUGUUUAAGGUUCCUUCGUGUUCGCAGGCACCGUACCUCCCUGGGUGUCUGACCCCUGGACUUCAGGUCUCUGAUGCACUGAGCACCUGCAUAGGGCGGCUAAUGCUGCUGGCGUGUUUCUUUCCUUAGAAAAGUCCCUAGUACUGUUUUGGGGCGGGGGGGGGUU
Molecule: messenger RNA, 2454 nt
Organism: Pteropus alecto (black flying fox)
Lineage: Eukaryota; Metazoa; Chordata; Mammalia; Chiroptera; Pteropodidae
Gene: DDX55
Product: DEAD-box helicase 55
Exons: 14
Coding region: 51-1952 (633 amino acids)
Cellular component (GO): nucleolus
Molecular function (GO): nucleic acid binding; ATP binding
Source: RefSeq, a predicted model, not a curated record